Molecule: messenger RNA, 1525 nt
Organism: Prorocentrum cordatum
Lineage: Eukaryota; Dinophyceae; Prorocentrales; Prorocentraceae
Source: the annotation of a GenBank genome assembly
GUGUUUGGCAGGGCGGCGCCCUUGCUGUCUAUCGGGGAGGGCGCGGGGCGCGCCCGCGGACGCGCCCUGGGCGGGGGGGGGCAUGGCGUGGCUCAACAGCGAGGUGACCCGCGCCGCCGGGUGGGGCGCCGAGGCCCUCCUGGAGCUCGUCGAGCGGCGUGCCCCGGACUUCAACGUCAUCAAUGCCGCGACCGCCCUCAGCCGUCUCGCGCGCCUCUUCGAGGGCGCCGACAACGGGCGCCGCGAGGAGCUCUUCGAGCUCCCGGCCUUCCGCGCGCUGCUGCGGCGGACCGUGGAGCUCGUGGAGCCGCCCCCGGUGUCGGCCCACCACGAGGCCAGGUCGGUGGCGACGGCAGCGCACGCGCUGGCCAAGCUGGGCUGCAGGGACCGCGGCGCGGCGGACGCCCUGGUUGCCGCGGCGCACGCCCGGGUCGUCGGCCUCGACCGGCAGGGGGUGGCGAACCUGGCGUGGGCGCUGGUGCGGCUGCCCCUCGUCGCGGGCCCGGAGGGCAGCCGAGCGCUGGCAGCGCGGCUGGCGCGGUGCGCCCGCGGGCCUUCGGCUGCCGACUUCCUUCCGCAGGAGGUCUCCAGCCUCCUGUGGGCCCUGGCGCGCUUCGGCGUGCAGGACAGCAAGCUCAUGUCGGCGAUGAGCGACAGGGUGCUCAGCGGUUCCGCAGACUUCACGCCGCAGGGCCUGGCCACCGUGGCGGCGGCCUACGCCCGCCUGGGCGUGUUCAUGGAGCCCCUGCUGGACGAGAUAGGUCGCGCAGCCUGGUGGCAGCUUGACAAGCUGAAUGGCCGCGACGUGGCGCAGAUAAUCUGGUCGUUCGCCAAGUUCAAGAAGAUGGAGGAGCCCAUGUUCGAGGCGCUGUGCGCCCACGCGGCCGAGCUGGACCUCAGCAGAGAGGGCAAGGACCUCGUUGUCAACCUGCUGUGGUCCUUCGGCACUCUGCAGUGGGUCCCUCCCCAGGGCUGCUCACUGCUGGAGAAGCUGCUGCUCAGGGCCAGGGAGCUCGCCCCGCAGCUGCGCGCCCGCCGCGCCGUACGGCUGCUGACCGCGCUGGCGAAGCUCCACGGGCACGCCGCACUGGGCGCCCGGGCGCGGGCCGCCCUGGCGGGCGUGGCGGAGCUGCUGUCGGAGGGCUCGCGGCAGCUCGUGGAGGACACGGGCCCCCAGGAGGUCGGCACCUCGGCGUGGGCCCUGGCGACGCUGCGGCCGCGGGGGUGGGGCGCGGCCGCCAAGGCGCUCUUCUCGCGCGCGCGCGUGGUCUCGGAGGACCUCAACUGGUUCUCGGUGGCGCACCUCGACUACGCCAUGCGGCUCGCCGGAGGCCGCAGGAGUUUCAUGACCUCGCGGCGCGCGCCGCGGUGGGGCCGCUGCUGGGGCAGGUGUUGAUGACCCUCAGGACGUGUGCUGACCCAGAUCUCCGACGAUGUUCUAGGCCUCCCAGAUGGGGUCUGGAGUGGUUAGAUGGGGUCGGAGGAUCGCGCCGCAUCGCCGAUGCAUCGGCGAUGCGGCUCGAUG